This is a messenger RNA of Kickxella alabastrina, 1274 nucleotides long. RefSeq lists its product as uncharacterized. The transcript has a single exon. The coding region runs from base 177 to 929 and encodes 250 amino acids. The record is from RefSeq and is a predicted model, not a curated record. NCBI's taxonomy places the organism in Eukaryota, Fungi, Kickxellomycota, Kickxellomycetes, Kickxellales, Kickxellaceae.
ACACACAGGCCGUUUUUUCUAUUGUUCAACGCGCAUCAUAUUUCUCCUCUUUUUAUUUUUUUAUCCAUUUUUACUCUUCUUUUUUAUUUAUUUCUGUAUUUUACUAUCUCUUUUUCGCACACACACACGCACCUUUUUUUACAUCCCCAGUUUUCUCUUGUCUUGUUUAAUUGUUGAUGCGCAUAAGAAAUAGCAGAGGCAGCAGCAGAAGUAGCAGCAACUACAACUACAUCAGAGACCACAGCAGUGUCGCUAGCACCGGCAUCUUGCAUUCAAAUAUCGGCCGUAGAGCACCAGCAACAACAUCAAACACCGAGUCGUUCAACAUGGAUGACGCAGAAGUAUGGCCGACCGAACGUCAUCACCUGUCAUUUGACAGCCCCAACACGGGCAUGCGCCGCCGCAGGGUAUUCCCGAACCUCGCCCCUCCAGCCAACCCACAGGUUGCACCUGAGGAAAGCGACAGUGACAGUGACCAGUACUUUGACAGCCAGGCGUUAAGAUUGCCGCCAACGCCGCCGCGCAGGAGGCAGGCGCCUGCGCCAACGACGGACUCUGAUUCUGAGCCCGAGCCCGAACUGCCGACGAGGCCCAGCUGGAUCUCAUCUUCGCCGCAUAGGGAGCAUGUGCUAGGAGUGAGCACCUAUGAUUUUAUUGAGGACCAGAGGCUGACGAGGCAGACGCUGGAGAGGUUUGGUGAGUUGCGCCGGCAGAGGUUUUUGCGCGAUCAGCAGUUGAGGGCGCAGUUGAGGGAUCAGUCGGUAUUGCAGUCGACAGUGGCGACGAACGCGAGUGUUCUCGCGCAGUUGGCGGCGAUGGACACAAAUAUUGUCACGCGUCAGCGGCGUUGGACGCAGAGAUUCUUGCGCGGUCAGCGGCGUUGGAUGCAGAUAUUAUUUCGCGUCGUCAGGAGAUCAGGCGGAACUUAGCGGCUACAUCGGAUUUGGUCGAGGAAAGACAGCCGUGGAUGGACAACUUUAUUUCGGAAGAAUCAUCCGACUCGUUCCCACGCGGGCAGCUGAGAAAUUCGCUGAGAAAUUCGCUGAUUACCGCCCCAACAGCUGGGCCGCGGUGGAGUUGGAGGCGGAAGUAUUCGAGCAUCGCAGAUAUAUCAGGCGGACCCGUAAUGCUCUGGCCGAGCCUACUGAUGAUGGGCGGCCGCGGAUGCACAACCUUGUUUCGGGAGAGCAUCAGGCUCGUUCUCACGUCUGCAGCUGGGAAAUUCGCUGACGACCGUUCGACAACCGUAUCCACGGCGACAUCACCGGCCUUGC